Messenger RNA from Microthlaspi erraticum, 1854 nucleotides. NCBI's taxonomy places the organism in Eukaryota, Viridiplantae, Streptophyta, Magnoliopsida, Brassicales, Brassicaceae. The record is from the annotation of a GenBank genome assembly.
AUGGUGUCAAAGCUGUCUUUUUUCCGAGCCAAUUAUCUUCCCUUCCCGGUCUUCACUUCCUACACGGCUCGUUUCAUCCAUAAACCCUAUCCAACUCCCAAAAUCUUCUCCAGUAAUCUCACCUCCAACACCGUUCCGUACGGCCCGUCUCUUCGGAAAGGGAAAAAGCCAUUUCCAGACGAACUUCAAUUCGUUUCAAUCGGUCGAGACAGAGAUGCCCGUCGAGGCAAAAUUGGAGAUUCGGAAGAAUCAAUCGAGGAAAGUGCUCUUCUGAACGAAAGCGAUUUCACUCGGAUAAUCGAGAUUUCGGCGGUUCGUGUCCCGGCGAAGGAUUGUUUCUCGCUCGAGAAUCGUCUCCGCGGUCAUCUCCUUAAUUGGCCUAGGAUCCGGAACAUUGCUAGGGUUCCUGGAGAUGAAAUCGAAGAAGACGUGUUGAAGCUUCUGGGCCGUGAGACUGAAGAAGACGACGAAGAAGAAGAUAGUGUUGUGGAUUCGGUUGAUAGGAGAAUACGAGGAAAAGCAGAAGGGGACGGGGAGAGAUUGAGCUCAGUGUUGCACAGAGAUCAGCUCGCCAGGACGUUUAAUUCGACUGGGUAUCUCAAAUUCAGAAACUUGGCUAAAAUUUCUCGGCCAAAGAGGAAGCGGAAGACUGAGAAAACGGAGGGGAAGGAUAAGGGAAAUGAAAAGGUAAAAGGAAGCAGACGGAACGAAUUCGCUGUGGUGGAAGUAGUUGAAGGUCAAGGAGAAACGGAGGAUUUUGAGGGGUUGUUAGGAGAAGGCUAUGGUAGUAGAGGAAGAUGGAGAGGUUCAACAAGACUGUUGCUUUUGGAUGAGAAAUAUUCCGGUGAGGAAGUUCAAGACUUGCCUGAGGCUAUCAAGGUUCUGUUCAAGGAAGCUAAAAAGACUGAUGCAAGCUUAAGUUUCGAGCUAGUGAAAUGCAGACUGACUUUGUUCUAUGACUAUUGGCAAAUGAAUGAGGUAUUGGAAGCUUUGUUACCAAAGGGUAUGAUUGUGCCUUCAGCGUUUGAGACGGUGGGGCAUAUUGCGCAUUUGAAUCUAAGAGACGAGCAUUUACCAUACAAGAGGCUCAUUGCUAAGGUGGUUUUGGACAAGAAUCAGCCAAAGAUACAAACCGUUGUGAAUAAGAUUGAUGCUAUCCACAAUGACUUCAGAACGAUGCAGCUAGAGGUUUUAGCCGGAAACCAUUCUCUGGUGACUCUGGUUGUUGAAAAUGGACUGCGCUUUCAUGUUGAUUUAGCUAGAGUAUACUGGAAUUCAAAACUUGGAACAGAGAGACAGAGGCUUCUGCUUGGGUUCGACCACAAUGAUGUUGUCUGUGAUGUCUUCGCUGGAGUAGGUCCAAUCGCACUUGCUGCAGCAAGAGUUGUAAAACGUGUAUACGCCAAUGACCUAAAUCCUCAUGCAGUAGAAUUCAUGGACCAGAAUAGGAUUGUCAAUAAGCUCGAGAAGAGAAUCGAAAUAUUCAACAUGGACGGACGAAGAUUCAUAACGUCUAUGUUUUCAAGCGAAAAAGGUCGAAAAAUCACUCAAGUAGUCAUGAAUCUACCAAAAGAUGCCGCUGAGUCUCUAGAUGCCUUUCAAGGAGUAUACAACGGAAGGCAGAGAGAUCAAGGCUUAUCAUUCCCAACCAUACAUGUCUACGGUUUCUCCAAAGCUGCUGAUCCGGAAUUCGACUUCCACGAGAGGAUACGGAUUGCUCUAUCGGAGGUUGCGGUGGACGUGAAGAUGAGGAAGGUACGCCUCGUGGCUCCCGGAAAAUGGAUGCUUUGUGCUUCUUUCAUACUUCCAAAGAGCGUUGCCUUCUCAAGAAAAAACAUAGACAAUUCAUGUUAA